AUGAAAAAUCAAAUUCCCAAAACAAAUACAACCGUUUUUAACAUGUUUACAAAUAUAAAAUGUCAAAUUGCAAUUAACGCGUAUCGUGUCGACAUAUCAACCUCCUGUUUAGAACCAUGGGAAAGUCUACUUUUUCAUUUAUUGGUCGCUCUAAGUCUUGCAUUAUUCAUCUUUGCUGCUUUCGAGCCAUACGUCAAAGGAAAUGAAGGAAAUGUACUAGCG
Dentiscutata erythropus is the source of this 222-nucleotide messenger RNA. The record is from the annotation of a GenBank genome assembly. NCBI's taxonomy places the organism in Eukaryota, Fungi, Glomeromycota, Glomeromycetes, Diversisporales, Gigasporaceae.